Fusarium oxysporum Fo47 is the source of this 657-nucleotide messenger RNA. Its product is annotated as fumarylacetoacetate hydrolase family protein. Gene Ontology annotation, molecular function: acetylpyruvate hydrolase activity. Lineage: Eukaryota; Fungi; Ascomycota; Sordariomycetes; Hypocreales; Nectriaceae. The transcript is spliced from 2 exons. Bases 41 to 655 code for a protein of 204 amino acids. The record is from RefSeq and is a predicted model, not a curated record.
CAGAUCACGCGCAGUCGCGCUCUCGUGGUCCAAUUUUCCAAUGCAUUGGUGUGAACUAUGCGAGCAUUUCAACAUUCCGAGCCAGCCUGUCGUUUUCACUAAACCUGCCGAUUCAAUUGCUGCGCCAUUUGACGAUAUCCAUGUCCAUGCAGAGGCACAAUCGCAGCUGGACUAUGAAGGCGAACUCUGCUUCAUCUUUGGCAAGGACUGUAAGGAUGUAACCGAGAGUAACGCGAUGGACUGCGUUCUUGGCUAUACAAUCGGCAAUGACCUCUCGGCACGAAACUACAUACCGCAAGAGAUUUCCGGGUUCCAGAUGAGCUAUGGAAAGUCCUUUAACGCCUUUGCGCCAUUUAGGCCGUAUAUUGUCCACCCUCGAAUUGUCGGCGACCGGCAUCAGCUCCAGCUCACAACAAAAGUAAAUGGCGAAAUACGGCAGGAUGAGAAGACAAGCGACAUGAUCUGGAAGAUUCGCCAAAUCAUUCCGCACCUUACCCGCGGCAGGACGGUUCGAGCUGGAACGGUUUGCAUGACAGGGACACCCUCUGGAGUCGGAUGGUUUAUGCACCCAACUGGCUAUGUCAAACACGGUGAUGAGGUAGAAGUUACGAUAGAGAAGCUAGGAUCUAUUAAAAAUAAAAUCUUCUUCUUAUAGGG